Messenger RNA from Olea europaea var. sylvestris, 2207 nucleotides. RefSeq lists its product as uncharacterized. The coding region runs from base 222 to 1799 and encodes 525 amino acids. The transcript has 14 exons. The record is from RefSeq and is a predicted model, not a curated record. Lineage: Eukaryota; Viridiplantae; Streptophyta; Magnoliopsida; Lamiales; Oleaceae.
CCAUAUUUCCUUUCAAGUUAACUCGAUAAUUUCAUUAGUAAACCUAGCCAGAUUUUGGAAACCUUUCGCGAAAUUCAGCAGAAGCAAUUUCGUUUUCAAAUUUUGUCCAAACCCAAAGAUCUUUUCAAUCGUAAAGAUCCUCGUCAAGAUAUAUCCACUGAUUAUAUCUGGGUGUAUAUAGACGAAAUCUUUCUAUUUGGGGUGUAGAAUUGAGGAUAAACAUGAGCUGGAGAAGAGUGGGAAAGGCAGCUCAAGCGGUGGCAGCGCACGCUUUGCUUUUCAGUUUCAUGGUUUCGCUUGUUCUAAAGCUCGAUCAUACUGUCUCCUACUCUUGGUGGAUUGUUUUUCUUCCACUGUGGCUAUUUCAUGCUGUUGUUGCCCGAGGAAGAUUCUCUCUACCUGCCCCAUCUGUUCCACAUGAUCGCCAUUGGGCACCAUGUCAUGCUGUUGUUGCUGCGCCGUUGCUUGUUGCAUUUGAACUGCUUCUCUGUACAUAUCUUGAGAGCACAGAUGUCAAUCAUUCUGCUGCAGUGAACUUGAAAAUUGUCUUCCUUCCUUUGUUGGGAUUUGAGGUUAUUAUCCUCAUUGACAAUUUCCGAAUGUGCAAAGCUUUAUUACCUGGAGAUAGUGAAAACAUGAGUGAUGAGGCAAUAUGGGAAACUCUUCCUCACUUCUGGGUGGCAAUCUCCAUGAUUUUCUUUCUUGCUGCUACAGUGUUCACCCUCCUGAAGCUAUGUGGUGAUAUUGGUGCCCUUGGCUGGUGGGACUUGUUCAUAAAUUAUGGUAUUGCAGAGUGCUUUGCAUUUCUUGUCUGCACAAAAUGGUCUAAUCCGGCGAUUCAUAGAAAUUCUCAUACAAUAGAAGCAAGUUCAUCAUCAACUGCUAUUAGAUAUCUUCACUGGAAUAGCGGUUUGGUGGUAUCUUCAGAUGAUCAGUCUCGGGAUAGAAUGUGUGGUCUGCAAGACAUUGGUGGCCACAUUAUGAAAAUUCCAAUUAUUAUUUUUCAAAUCCUCCUUUGUAUGCACCUUGAGGGAACACCACCAGUUGCUAGACAUGUUCCUCUUCCAAUCAUCUUUUCUCCUAUUUUUGUACUGCAAGCAGCUGGGCUCUUGUUUUCUGCAUCAAGAUUAGUUGAGAAAAUUGUUAUUUUACUACGAAAUGACGCUGUCAGAGGAAGAUAUGUUACAUACUCUUCAAGAGUUCGUGAUUGCUUUGCUUUCUUGCACCAUGGUUCCAGGCUGCUUGGCUGGUGGUCAUUAGAUGAAGCAAGUCGAGAAGAACAGGUGCGCCUCUUCCAAGAUGGGGUCUCAGGUUAUAACACUUUUUGCGGUUAUCCACCUGAUAUAGUGAAGAAAAUGCCAAAGAAGGAUCUCGCUGAGGAGGUUUGGAGACUUCAAGCUGCUCUUGGUGAGCAAAUGGAAAUUACCAAAUACAACCAACAGGAAUAUGAAAGACUUCAACAUGAAAAAGUUCUAUGUAGAGUCUGUUUCGAGGGAGAGAUUAGCCUGGUUCUUCUUCCAUGUAGGCACCGCAUUCUGUGCAGGUGUCCCAACUUAGCCAGACUAAAUCCUGGACCUCUAGCCCCCGGCCCCUCAGUGACUAGUGGAGGUAAAUCGCAGGUUGUGCCCUUGUUGGUUCUCAGGUUCCCACAUGACUUUUACUCCUUCCCCAAAGGGACCCUCCUCCAUGGUUAUUACAUCACCAAGCUGUUCCAACCCUUCCUCUGGUUAUUACAUCACUUGGCUGCUCCAACCAGGAAUCGAACUCCCCACACUUGGUUCCAGAGCCCCCCAAUGUGAUUGUUCCGCCAACUUGGAUGUGCCCUGGGGGGCAGGUUUACAUAAUGAUUUGAAUACACAUUAUGUGGUGAUAGAUAAUUGGAUCAGAAUUCUUCCCAAAAAAAAAAAAAAGAAAAGAAAAGAGGAAAGAACAAAAAUAUACUUUUUUUUUUGACACGUCGUCUGUAUGUUGCUAAUGGGGCUUCAACUGAGCCUUGUAUGGCUAGAAAUGCCUUCCACUUGACGAUCUCUUUUUCAAAUUUAGCUUUUUCUCUCAGCUGAUAGCUUAGCUCACGCUCUGGCAAAGGAUGACGUUUGGGUAGAAAAGCCUUCUAGUUUUAUUGUAAAAUGGAAUGGUGGUUGUAGAAUAGAACGCGAGUGUGUCAAAUGCUACAUCCGUCUUAUAAGGGUACGCUUUAUUAUUUUUAA